CCAUCCUCAACCUCUGUCGUGUCACCUAGACCAAUUAGUCUCCUAUCCUUAAUUACCCUGCAAGUUGAAGACACCCAUUAGACCAUUCGCCCGCCCAAAUGGCAUUCUCAGCGCGAGAGAUUGACGGGACAAUGCAUUUGGGAAACCCAGCAUAUGCUCAUUUGCUUAUGGUCCCCCGCGGGCAGGAAAUGUGGACCAAACUCACCCGGGAUGUAGACUCGAGCAGCCCAGAUGCAUCGGGGCUGUGUACAGUCUGCCGGAAAGUCGACUUUUACGAGCUCGCGUUCGGGUUGGGCUGCGGAUGCCAUCAACAGGAACGCAGCCAGCUACGCUCGACUGCUUUGGUUCCUGUACGGAAACAAAACCAAACUUCGGAUUCGGGGAAUGGGUUAGCGGCCAUGUUCAUGACAUACGAGAUUGGCACCCUGCGAGGCGUGGCGCGGAACGCUGGUACCUGCCACGGGUGCGACUUGAUCUUGUCAGCGGCACGCUACGGUGUUGAUCCGACGGACGAGAAAAGCCUUGAUCACGAGGUCUGCAUCCACCACGAUGAGCUAGCUGCCAUCAUUGUCGGAAACUGGUUCGGGGGCUCCUUGGCGCUGGUAGACUCCCCCAAGAAGCUCGGCCAUGCAAGGAUCCUCCCUCCUCUCCGAGGGAAGACCGUGGCAAGGGUCUGGGAGCCUAGGGUCGCGAGAGAGGUGCACCCGGAGAUCGAUGUUGGGCUGAUUAGGAACUGGAUGCGGCACUGUGACACGACCCAUGGGGCAGAUUGUGCAAAGAUGCAGCUUGGGGAGGCGGCCAAGAUGCGCUGCAUCGAUGUCCAGGAAUACAGAAUCACGGCGGUGACUUCGGAGGAGAAGUAUCUGGCCUUGUCUUAUGUUUGGGGCACGGCUGGCCAGCCUUGCCUCAGAACCGAAAACCUGAAGGAGUACUCGGAGCCGCAAGGCCUACGAGAGGUGGCCCUCCCGCGGACGAUCCGCGAGGCCAUCGAGCUCACUGCUGCGCUGGGUGAGCGCUAUCUCUGGGUCGACUCGCUGUGCAUCGUGCAGAACGAUCCCAUCGACAAGAACCAGCAGCUCUCCAUCAUGGACGCCAUCUAUUCAGUGGCAUCCGUCGUACUGAUUGCCGCUUCGGGCGCCGACUGCUGGGCGGGCCUGCCGGGCGUGGCUUCGAACCCGCGCACCUUGGUGCCCCAGUGCAUCCGAACCGUGAACGGAAAUCGCCUCGCCGUGGUUGCGCCAUCGCUGGUAAAAGCCAUCAAACACAGCCAAUGGAACACUCGCGGCUGGACGUACCAGGAGGCAAAGCUGGCCCGUCGCACACUCGUUUUCACGGACCGGCUGGUCUACUGGGCCUGCCAGGUUGACUCGUGGCGCGAGGAUUUAGAGCUGGCGCGAGACCAUGACGGCGACGGGGACAGUGGCAGCAACGGCAGAGCCUGCCGGGCAUGCCCGACAGCGCCUCCGAGAUGCCCGGUGGAUAGCCAGAACUCGUUCUCGACGGUAGACCCGGACGGGGUGGUCAAGUGCCCGAUUGACAGCUACUGCGAGAUGGUGGCCAACUUCUCGCGCCGCCGAUUCACCAAUCAAGGGGACGCGCUCUGGGCCUUCAGCGGCAUGCUCAAGUCCUUCGCCAGAGGCAUGCCCAACGUCCACAUCUGGGGCCUGCCUCUCCAGGAGCUCGAUAUUGCCAUGGUCUGGCAGGAACACCACCUCUGCCCAUGCCCGCACCCGCGGCGCCAGAGGUGCGAGGUCGCCGCCAAGAACGGGGUGGUCCGCACCCUACCCUUCCCGUCCUGGUCGUGGCUGUCUUGGCAGGCCGCCAUCAGGUACGACGAGCACCUGUGCGACACCAUCGCCUCCGAGGUUGAGUGGCACGAUCCCGUGGACGCGCCGGACGCCUUCUGGGACAUUCCGCCCCGCAAGGCAUCAGGCGAGGCCGGCACCGAUGGCGCGCUUGAUGGCUCCGCGUCUUCGCCCAAGGACAUGUCGUAUGGACUUCUGAAACUCACUGCGAGUGUUGGCAAGAUCACAGUCCGACAGCAAGUACAAUGGCGUAAUCAAGACGGCAGCAAGGCUCAAGGGGACUACUACUGUAUUGCGACCAUGCAUUCGGCUUCAGAUGAGCCGCUGGGCAAGGUCUGGCUCUUGGAAAGCUAUUUUGGUGGCCUGAAGGAGAGGCAGGCCGAUGUUGUUUUGUUGUCGACAAACCUGGGAGUGGACGAGGAGCAGCUCAAACGGAUGGAAACCAACCAUGAUCAUUCGUUGGACGUAGAGCGAAGUCCCCAGUCGCAAAAUGUCAUGUUCAUUCGGGAGGAAAAUGGCAUCACAUAUCGGGUUGGUUUGGCCAAGAUUGCCAAGGGCGCAUGGGAAACCUGUCAGUCCAGCAGGAGGACAUUGGUACUUGGGUGACGACUGAUACCGAGAUGGCUCGGUUCGUUGUGGAUACCUGCAGAAAGCCCUCCAGGGAUUACAGGAUAGCAACCGCCUGAAAUUUGAGGCCAACACACCUUGCCUUGACCGAACUCAAGGCCUGCCGAUUCACAGUGGUGUUUGACAAAAAGGGCACAUUUCAUGGCCAAAUCACGGCAUCCUAGCUACACCUGUGUGACCAUGCGGGGUUGCACCAUCUGUAUUGUUGUGCCGAGAAAAUCUUAUUGGAUAAGAAUACAAUUGACAUCCGGCCUUGAUAACACUUCCAUCCAUCC
Gaeumannomyces tritici R3-111a-1 is the source of this 2707-nucleotide messenger RNA. RefSeq lists its product as hypothetical. The transcript has a single exon. Lineage: Eukaryota; Fungi; Ascomycota; Sordariomycetes; Magnaporthales; Magnaporthaceae. The record is from RefSeq and is a predicted model, not a curated record. Bases 99 to 2411 code for a protein of 770 amino acids.